Messenger RNA from Betta splendens (Siamese fighting fish), 5187 nucleotides. Its product is annotated as fMet-Leu-Phe receptor-like. Gene Ontology annotation, biological process: phospholipase C-activating G protein-coupled receptor signaling pathway; complement receptor mediated signaling pathway; positive regulation of cytosolic calcium ion concentration. Gene Ontology annotation, molecular function: G protein-coupled receptor activity; complement receptor activity. The transcript is spliced from 2 exons. The record is from RefSeq and is a predicted model, not a curated record. NCBI's taxonomy places the organism in Eukaryota, Metazoa, Chordata, Actinopteri, Anabantiformes, Osphronemidae. The coding region runs from base 2454 to 3551 and encodes 365 amino acids. Gene Ontology annotation, cellular component: plasma membrane.
GCAGCACCUCCGUCUCUCCUGCUUUUGUUCAGCAGCACCUCCAUCUCUCCUGCUUUUGUUCAGCAGCACCUACGUCUCUCCUGCUUUUGCUCAGCAGCACCUCCGUCUCUCCUGCUUUUGCUCAGCAGCACCUCCAUCUCUCCUGCUUUUGCUCAGCAGCACCUCCGUCUCUCCUGCUUUUGCUCUGGCGCUGAGGACGUCUCUGCUCUGCAGCUUCACCUGUGUCUCAGAACCGCUACACAGGGUUCAUAGCGUGGAGCGUUCAGGUGAUCGGGUCUCUUUUCCGUGAUGCGUUUGAUGUAAAGCUUCCAAAGCCAUGACCUGCUCUGUGCUUUAAACCAGCACCUUAAAUGUCAUUACUGUAGUUACACUGGUGUCAAACUCAGCAGAUACUGCAGGAGGCCGUGCUCGGUUUAGACAUUAUACACUUGCAGCAACAUUAAAUCAGAUAAGGGCUCAUGGUGCAGUUGCACAGAUCAGAGAACAGUGUGAGGUUUAGUGGUGACACGUGGACGCGACGAUGAUCCUGCAUUAAAAGCUUCUCACUCUGUGGUCAAACGUCCUCUCAUCCUGCUGCAUUUAACACAGAUGCAGCGUUUCUGUCCCACCGCUCGGAUCCAACUGGACAAAACCAGGUGUGCUUCACUAAAGCACAGGUUAACUUAAUGUUAACCAGAUGAAGGAGGCCUCUGAUCAGAGCGUUCUCUGAUAUCAGACGUUCGCGCUAACGGCUCUGGAGAAGCUUUUCCUUUAACACACACACACUGGCUCGUUUCCGUCAGCGACCUCUGACUUCCACAUUUCUAACCUGGAUUCCUGCCUCAUGUCUGAUCUACAGCCACAGUUCUUCAUUAGCUGCGUCAGCUGAGCUUCAAGAGGUUCUGUCUCCUUUUUAACUGUUCUUUGAUUUGCUCAGUGCAGCAGUUUGUGCUUUUGCAGUAUUAGAUCUGAUUAACAGUAAAAGCAGAUGCAGUUCUCAGAAAAUAACAGCAGAAAGGAUGUGCGUCAAAAUCAUGAUUUCUAUCAUCUCUUUUUUUAAACAAACUCAUAUGAUGCCGCUUUUUAUUUUAUUCUUCGAGCUUUAAUCAUUUGAGGUAAAAUCAGAGUGAAUUCAGUAAAACCAAAUUUCACCCACAGUGAAAAAAUUAAAUAUCUACAAAACUACAUAUUUGGAAUGUUGUCUAAAGCUUCAAUAAUCAUCCAGUUAUUUUUAACAUUUAUUAUUUAACGCACUUCAGUGGCAGGUUUGACUGAUGAGUGUAUUUAUAGAACCUUUCAUGAAAAGACUAAAGCAGCUUACGAAAUGUUAAAUCCAUUUUAAAUUCAGAAGAAAACAAGCACACGCCUGUUCUUUAUUUACUGCAGACGUUUCCCAGUGAUGUCAUAUGGACACACACACACACACACACACACACACACACACACACACACACACACACACACACACACACUCACACACACACACACACACACACACACACACACACACACACACACACACACACACACACACACACAGAGGAGAACUUUGCUUCGGUAUUAAUAGACUUGUUAUUGGUACAGUAGUAGUUUCUCACCCUCAGGUCUUAAUGGAACUGUAGAUACUUGUAGUCAGUUUAUCUGGAAGAUGAUUCAUCGCUUCCUCGUUGGCUCAAACCUUCCUCUCCUCCAUCUCGCUCCUUCGUUGUGAGCUUGUUGCUCAGAGCAACACAAUGUGGUAGCAUUUCCCACAUGGACCUUGUUCUAGAGACGGAUCUGAGCAGAGCUUCCUGUGAGGAGCUACUUGGACGUCUGUGGAGAUGAGGUAGGUGUAACUACGACGGGUGGAGACGCAGCUUUCAUCGCUAAGGAGGCUAAAUUAGCUCAACAAAAACCUCAAGGCAGAGCUCAGAUAUUAAUACACUGACGAUUCAUUCUCAGACACUGAUAGCAGUGACUCAGUGUGCUUCAUUCAUAGUCCACUGACGUCUGACCAGCACUGGGAGACAAACAUGUGAGCAGAAAACUUUAGCCAUUAAACCGUUUCAGCCAAACUGACACCAGACUCAUCUUAUUUUCCUUCAUCGCCCGUUGCUGCUGAUGUCAGACUUCUUGGCUGGAGGUUUGUCUAUCAGCUGCAGGAAGUAGCACAAACCCCCAACACAUUUGGAAACUGGUCUCCAGCUUGUGAAAUGACCGGACAUUCUGUUCCACCAUCACCAGAGCAGGCUCUUUAACGGCUCCAAGGUCCAGAAACGAAGAAUCUCACAGUGAAAUGUUUGUGCAAAGACUUAAAUGAUUAAUUCUGUUUAUUUGAGCCCUUUGGAAAACGUUUCUUACUUCUUUGUUCAUUAUCAUAAAUUCAAAUCAACAGGUUGCUCACCUUGUUUUUACUUUUCUAUAGGUCAGUUUUAGUCCCCACUGAGAAAUAAAAUGAGGACAAGCACCUGCUUCACGGUUUCAGACUAAAUGUGAUGCUCCGCGUUCACAGUGUUUUGUCUUCUGUCUUUCGAAGCCACACCAUGUCUCCUAAUGCCUCUCUGCCAGUCCUCAACAAUGGCCCGACUGCAGUGGACACCGCAACCAUCAUGGACUACAUCACACUCAUGCUGUACUCGCUGACCGUGGUGCUCGGCAUCACUGGGAACUCUGUGGUGAUCUGGGUGGCUGGAUUCAAGCUCAAGCCCAAAGUGACCAACGUGUGGCUGGUGAACCUGGCCAUCGCAGACCUGAUCUUCUGCUUCACGCGCGUCUUCUCCCUCGUCAAGAAACUCUUCUUUGACCACUGGCCCUUCGGCGUCUUCAUCUGCAAGUUCAACGGCUUCUUCAAAUACGCCAACAUGUUCUGCUCCGUCUUCCUGCUGGCCGUCAUCAGUCUGGACCGCGUGCUGUGCGUCUGGAAGCCCGUCGCCACCAAGCGGCGCCGCACCCUGUGGGCGGCGAGGACGGCGGCCGCCUGCGUCUGGAUCAGCGCCGUGGCGUUCAGCGCCCCGUACUUCCACUACCGCCAGGUCUACCAGGCCGGGAAGAGGAACCUGAGCAAGUGCUCCCUGGAUCCGAAGGGCGCCUCUGGGGCCGGCGGCGAGAGGGCGGCGCUCUACGCCAUCCGCUUCCUGUGCGGCUUCCUGCUGCCCUUCAUGGUCAUCCUCGUCUGUUACUUCCUGGCUGGAGUCGGCAUCCGACGCACCCGCCUGGCGGGAAAGUCGCGGCCUCUGCGCAUCCUGGCGUCGCUGGUCGCUGCCUUCUUCGUGUGCUGGGCUCCGUACCACUGCCUGCUGCUGGUCAAGAUGGCCGACGGCACGAACAGCGUGGUGAAGGCGUGCUCGUCGAUGGCCGCCGCCGUCGCCUACUUCAACAGUUGCGUGAACCCUGUCCUGUACUUCUGCCAGGGGCUGCACCUGAGGGGCCGCUUCCGGCAGAGUCUGGCAGCGGUUUACAGGAGGGCGCUGGCGGACGACGUGGACCCACAGACCACACAGUCCAACGAACGCUCCGCGGACGAAAGCUGCGUGUCCAGAAACGUGGUUGAUGUGGGACGAGUUCAGGCAGAAAUGGAUGCAGCCAAACUCUGAGUCCUUCCUGCUUCAACUCCUGCUGUUAGGCUUCAGUCAGAACACCAAAGACUCGACCCCUCGGAGGCAGGUGGUUUAUAAAGUUCCAGUCCAUUAUAGUACAGUUUUUUGUUUUUGUUGUUACAGUUUUUUAGCCAACUGACAAACACACAAGUCAAUCAAUCAAACUACGUGAAGGAGAACGUGCGCGGCUCUACUUUAGCUCGCUGGCGAAAGGACUCCACAGCUGAUGGUCUGUUGGCGACACUAAGGUCAAACAGGGAAACUGUUAAUCACGUGAAAACGAUCUUUAGUCACAAAGAAAAGUGAUAAAAAUGAAUUCCUUAUACGACACGGCCUUAAUAUUAAUUACUGUAUGAAACCUGUGCGCCCUCUAAUAUCAUGCUGUGAAGUCGUGGUCUGAUGUAGAGACGUCCUAUUAGGAGCUGAACACACGGGUCAGAGCGUCUUCUGCCUGUUUUAGUGACACUUUGGUGGUAACUUUGUCCACUUUUAAGUCAGACCACCUACUUAUUUUUCCAGACUCUGUGCUGCGCAUUUGCAAAACGCAUUUAAAUGGAUUGACAUAUUAAUGUAGAGGCGUGUCAUGGGAGGAGUCUGCUACUUAUUCACCUGCACUCAAUUCUAGUUGAUCUAGUUCAUCUCUACGCAGUUUUCUGGAUUUGAACUUACGCCAAGUGUAGCAGGAAACACACACAAGUCUCUGUACAUGAGGCCCCUGCUCUCCCGUCUUAAAGCCUGUCAUGAAACCUCCUGCUGGCGUGUCAUCCUGUGCUGGAAACGCAGCCAGACGUAAAACGGUUCCUGCUGAGACUCGUCACUGAUGUUUCUCUAGUGUCGCUGUUCAUUCCAGUAAAUGAGAAGCAGCGGAGGCUGAUUUACAGCCUCCUCUACCUGCUGCAACUUUACCGGUCAAGGUCCUGUUACUCAUAAUAAGCAGCUACACACAUUUGCCUGGAGAGUCAUGACGUUCCUCAGUGAACUUCUUGUACAUACAGUAAAGAGGAAAAAAGCCAAACCACAGCUACCGUCCACAAAACACAGAUUGUCCUUGUGGUUUAACCACAAGUCAAGUUUUCUUCUCAAAGUUGUAAAAUCAUGCGUUUCGGACAAUGUUUUCAUGCUUUUCUUGAGCAGAUGAUUUAUUGUACAUGGAAACUUUGACGUAUAGAUUUAACAUCAGCAGGAAGAGACAAAUUUAGCAAAUGUUUUCAACUGAAACUUAGAUGUUCUAUGUUAAAACACAUUUACAAGUUGUGUUUUGAUGCAUGUGAUGAAAUUCCCCAGACAAAGAGGAACCGAGAGGAGGACUAGGAAGAAUAGCAGAGGGAAGUGAGACUAUUAUAAAGAAAACCAGAGGAACCGUCCUGUGUUCCACGAUCACACUGAAGGUUGAAACCAAACUUCAGAACAGACACGUUUGAAGUCACUUGGUUUCUAUCUAUACUAUGACUUUCACCUCAGUAAAAUGCCAUGAAACAUACAAUAAAGUCAUAGGGUUUAUUUGAUUUACAGUUAUUUGCUAUUAGAUACUUUACUUUAUAGUAAAUAUCUAACUCUUCUAACUUGUCAAAAUAAAAGCUUGUUUUUAAUUUAAAUUCUGUGACCAGUUACAAAAUAAAACAGUGAUACUGUA